CGUUGUUGGAUGAAAGAAGGAAGAGAAAAAACAAAAACAUUGUGUUAAUUUUGCACGAGAAUUUUUUGCCAGGCAUUCUUAAUAAUUCAGUUUGUUAAUGCCCCAACGUGAUCAUGUCUGGAUUGUGUGAGAAAAGUUUUGCUGUGGAAGCGCAAUUCAUUAAUUUCUAUGCCGGUGGCGACGUCGCUUGGUCCAACGAUGGCGACACUAUUUAUUGUUUGAAUAAUACGGAAGUAUGUGCAGUGAAUGUUCCCACGGGCCAACUGCUGCGCUCAUAUGGUACUAAUGUGAACACAGCACAGCCUGAAUUCACGACAGGUAACAAAAAUGAAAGAUUGGAUGACGAUCAAUUGGAGGAUGAAAUUCCUUGUUUCUCAUUGUCACCGGAUAAUACCUUGCUUGUGACGGCUCAUCGUAGUGGACUGUUGCGUUUAUGGUCUGUUGAUACCGGCAAAGUUGUGAAAUUAUGGAAGUCGCAGCAUCGGGGACCAGUAGUCAAAAUUCAGUUCAGCACGUGUGGCAAAAUAAUUUGCUCUAGCGGUGGCGACUCAUCUUUGCGCAUAUGGGACUAUGUACAUAGCACAUGUGUGUGUGCUUUGCGUGAAUUCAGUGGCCCGGCAUUAGUUUUGGCGUUUCAUCCGGAUGCUGCGCGUACUGAAGUAUAUGCCGCUGGCUCGGAUAAUUCAAUAUAUUGUUGGGAUUAUGCAGAAAAGCGACUGUUGGGGCAAAUGCGCGGUCACCUUUCGCAGGUCACGGCCCUCACCUUCCUAGCUGGUGAGAAUGGUUAUAAUUUUCUGGCAUCUGUAAGUCGUGACAAAGUUUUAAUUGUAUGGCGUCUUGCCGAUGCAACACAGCAUAAGGUUAUACCCAUGUAUGAAGAACUUGAAGGUAUAGUCUGCUUAGAUGUAAAUGGUGGCAAGAAAGAAUCGCACAACGUAGUUGUGGCAUGCGCAUCUGGACGAUUAAAGAUGGUUGAUUGUAAAACAUCCAAAUUAACUACCCUGAGUGAAGAUUGCAGUCAGGAGCUUCGACAAUUAUUACACUGCAAAAACACCCAGCAAUUAGCUGUGGUGACAGUGGAGCAAAAUAUUAUGGUGUACAAAGCGACAGUUGAAUGUGUGGACGCUAAAAAGCUAGAAUGUACAAAUCAGUUGAUCGGAUUCAAUGAUGAAAUUCUAGACAUUUGCUUUUUGGGUGAGAAUGACCGUUUUCUAGCUGUGGCUUCGAACAGUAAAAAUAUAAAGAUUUACGACACGGAAUCUAAUAUGAAUUGCAAAAUUGUUAGCGGGCACAGCGACACUGUGAUGACGCUUUCAGCGGCUGCCGGCACAAAUUUGUUAUUAUCUGCCGGCAAAGAUCUUAGCAUUUGUUUGUGGAAAGUGGAUCCGAAUGCAUUCACACUCAACCUUGUGGCCAACAACAAUAGCAGUCACACUUCAACCAUUGGAUGUAUCGCAUUUGGUUGCAAUACAGCUACACACUUCGCAUCGGUUUCACAAGAUGGCAGUCUCAAAGUAUGGCAUUUGAAGAAAAAUAAAGAUGCACCGCAUUCGUUCAAUUUAAAGUACUCCGCACUGUCGCAUGAAAAAGAAGUGAAUAGUGUCAGCUUCUCGCCCAACAACAAGUUAUUGGCUACAGCAUCUCAAGACAAAACGGCCAAAUUAUGGAGCGCUGAUACCAAUACGUUGGUUGGUACCCUGCGUGGUCAUACGCGUGGUGUUUGGUGCGUGCGUUUCUCCCCGGUCGAUCAAGUUGUGCUCACCUCGUCCAGCGAUUGUACGCUACGCCUUUGGUCGUUAGCCACCCAAACUUGUAUAAAACGCUUUGAGCAAGAAUGCACCAUAUUGCGCGCUGAAUUUAUCGACUACGGCAAGUACAUAGUGUCGGCAGCAUCCGAUGGCCUACUCAAGUUGUGGAGCAUUAAAACGAACGAAUGUAUACAAACAUUGGAUGCACACACAGAUCGUAUUUGGUCGCUGGCAAUAUCCACACGCAGUGGGAAAUGUUUUUAUAGCGGUGGUGCAGACUCCAAAUUGAUACAGUGGCACGAUGUAACCAAGAUUUGUCGAAAUGAAGAAAUUGAUAAACGUGCACAGUUAAUGCAACAAGAGCAAACGCUACAAUCCUUGCUACAACAACGUCAAAAUAUGAAAAAAGCCUUCGUGUUGGCGCUUAAACUUGGGAAGCCAAAAACCACCUACAACAUCAUUAGUGAUUAUGUACGCCAACGCAAUACCGAACCAGUGCGUGAGAUAAUCAAUACUUUGAAUAGUGAUCAACGUGUGACGCUAAUGGAGCAUACCAAAGCUUGGACGACCAAUUCGCGGCAUUGCAAGAUUGCCAAUCUUGUAUUGCAUUAUUUACUGAGCGAUUGCAUCGCAGUGCCCUCAGAGCACGGCGUACCUGGAAUGCGAAAUGUGGUGGAGGUUCUCACGCCAUACCUGCAACGCCACCAUAAACGCGUCAACGAGCUGACCAAAGAGCUAAUGUUUCUUGAGUAUAUCGUCAAUAGUAUAUAAGUGUUCUUCAAGUUGCUUGAAAAUGGGUUGUUUGCUGAGGUUGGUUUGAUUUAUGUAAUAUUAAUAAAUAAAAUAGCAGAAUACAUGCAGUAA
This is a messenger RNA of Anastrepha obliqua, 2612 nucleotides long. Its product is annotated as transducin beta-like protein 3. Gene Ontology annotation, cellular component: small-subunit processome; nucleolus; 90S preribosome. The transcript has 2 exons. Gene Ontology annotation, molecular function: protein binding; U3 snoRNA binding. Lineage: Eukaryota; Metazoa; Arthropoda; Insecta; Diptera; Tephritidae. Gene Ontology annotation, biological process: endonucleolytic cleavage to generate mature 5'-end of SSU-rRNA from (SSU-rRNA, 5.8S rRNA, LSU-rRNA); endonucleolytic cleavage in 5'-ETS of tricistronic rRNA transcript (SSU-rRNA, 5.8S rRNA, LSU-rRNA). The record is from RefSeq and is a predicted model, not a curated record. The coding region runs from base 114 to 2519 and encodes 801 amino acids.